AUGGAUCCCCAGCAGCGGAUGCGGCUUGAGCUGACUUACGAGGCCGUGGAAAACGCGGGCUUGCCCUUAGAUAACUUCACCGGGAGCAACACGGCAGUAUACACAGGUAUGACGUGGAACGACUACGCCAUCAGCCUGUUUCGCGAUGUUGAUGCGACGCCGAAGUACAUGUCGACCGGUGCGUGCAGCGCCAUUGCUGCGAACCGUGUCAGCUACUUUUUCGAUCUCCACGGCCCGAGUCUGGUCCUUGAUACAGCAUGCUCGUCGACCAUGUACGCUCUACACCACGCCGUGGCUGCUCUGCAUGCAGGCGAGGCCGAAAUGGCUGUUGUUAACGGGUCCAAUCUUAUACUGAACCCAGACAUAUUUGUUGCCAUGUCCGAGAUGGACUUCCUCAGUCCCACGGGGCGGUGUCGCACCUUUGACGCCGCUGGAGACGGCUACGUGCGUGCUGAGGGCGUCUUAGCCCUUCUCCUCAAGCCUCUGGACAAGGCUCUUCGGGAUGGCGACCCAAUCCGCGCCGUCGUCAGAGGCACCCGUGUCAACCAAGACGGUAGAACCCAGGGAUUGACCCUCCCCAGCUCCGAGGCCCAGAGGGCCAAUAUGCAAGCGCUGUACGCUGAGAGCCGUCUCGACCCGGCGGACGUGCAGUACUUCGAGGCACACGGUACCGGCACGGCGGCUGGUGAUCCAUUGGAGGUGUCCGCCAUAGACGAGGUCUACGGGCGUCCUGCUUCUUCUGAUGAGAGCCAGCGCCCGCAAAAGCUCGUUGUCGGCUCAGUCAAGAGUAACGUCGGCCACCUCGAGGCAGCGGCAGCCCUUGCUGGCCUCGUCAAAACGAUUGAGGCGCUCGAAAGAGGCUUCAUCCCGCCCCAGAUGCACUUUACUACACCUAACCCAAAGAUUGACUUCACCCGCCUGGAGGUGCCCACAAGCCUGAUGCCUUGGCCAAAGACCCGAGAUGGCGUGCGACGGGCUGCUAUCAACAGCUUCGGCUUUGGGGGCUCCAACGGGCAUGCUGUACUCGAACACUAUGACCACAGGGAUGGAGUUGCGAAGGCCGUUUCAUCACCAUCCUAUGACCGCUCUUUUCUGUUUAAGAUCUCAGCGAAUAAUGAUGCAAGCCUUACCGAAGCCACCAAACGCCUUAUCGACUACAUUGCUCGGCACGACCCGACGCCCAUAGACCUCGCUCACACGCUUCUGGCUCGGCGUUCAACGCACAAGAGAUCCAUCAUGCUGACCGCUUCUUCCACCUGCGAACUCGCACAAAAACUCGCCGAAAACGAUGUCAAUCCGCAGGAAAAAAGCACCGGCAAACCGAAAAGGGUGGCAUUCAUCUUCACUGGCCAAGGCGCGCAAUGGCCAUCUAUGGGGAAGCAACUCAUCGAUGCAUCUCCCCUCUUCCGGGCUAUUGUCAAGCAGAGUGACGAGGUCUUGCACAGUCUCGAUGACGGGCCAAGCUGGAGCGCCAUGGAGGAGCUGAGCAAGCCUAAGCAGACAUCGCGUGUGUACGAAUCAGCCCUGUCGCAGCCGCUUUGCGCCAUCCUCCAGAUUGGUCUCGUUGAAUUGUGGCGGUCCUGGGGCGUUUCGCCAGUCGCCGUUGUGGGACACUCAUCGGGUGAGAUAGGCGCGGCAUACUGCGCUGGCAUCAUGCCCUUGCGUGACUGUGUCAUUGCCGCAUACUACCGCGGCCUAUACCUCGGCAGCGGAGCUUCAGAAAAGCAAAUAGAGACGGAGAGCGCCCCCGAGCUCAAGGGCAGCAUGUGCGCCCUCUGGCCGCCGUGA
This is a messenger RNA of Verticillium alfalfae VaMs.102, 1788 nucleotides long. RefSeq names its product phenolpthiocerol synthesis polyketide synthase ppsA. Bases 1 to 1788 code for a protein of 595 amino acids. Gene Ontology annotation, biological process: secondary metabolite biosynthetic process; fatty acid biosynthetic process. The transcript has 4 exons. Gene Ontology annotation, molecular function: 3-oxoacyl-[acyl-carrier-protein] synthase activity; fatty acid synthase activity. Lineage: Eukaryota; Fungi; Ascomycota; Sordariomycetes; Glomerellales; Plectosphaerellaceae. The record is from RefSeq and is a predicted model, not a curated record.